ACGUAAGCGGUUCAGCGGCGGAGCUCUACGGGUGGACCCUAGCUUGACUUGUGCCUUUUUCACGACAUGGACCCGGCUACAACUAAAGACACCGAGAAGAACUGCGUCCUGUGCUGCCAAGACGUCGACAUCUUCGCCUUAGGAAAAUGCGACCACCCGGUUUGUUACCGCUGCUCCACCAAAAUGCGGGUGCUGUGCGACCAGAAGUACUGCGCCGUCUGCCGGGAGGAGCUCGACAAGGUGGUGUUUGUGAAGAAGCUGGAGGCCUAUCAGGCUCUGCCCUAUCAGCAGUUCCCCUGUGACAAGAAGCACGACAUCUAUUUCGGCGAUGAGAAGAUCUACAGUCAGUACAGACAUCUGCUGCUGUCGGUCUGUGUCCGCUGUUCAGAGCCGAAGGUUUUCUCCAGGUUCGAGGAGCUGGAGCAGCACAUGAGGAAGCAGCACGAGCUCUUCUGCUGCAAACUCUGCACAAAGCAUCUCAAGAUCUUCUCCCACGAGAGGAAGUGGUAUAACCGGAAGGAGCUGGCGCGGCACCGAGCGCACGGAGACCCGGACGACACGAGCCACCGAGGACACCCGCUCUGCAAGUUCUGCGACGACCGCUACCUGGACAACGACGAGCUGCUGAAACACCUGCGCAGGGACCACUACUUCUGCCACUUCUGUGACGCAGACGGCUCUCAGGAAUACUACAGCGACUACCGGUACCUGAGCGAGCACUUCAAAGAGAGCCACUACCUGUGUGAGGAAGGCCGCUGCGCCUCCGAACAGUUCACGCAUGCAUUCCGCACCGAGAUCGACUACAAGGCCCACAAGGCUGCAGCGCACAGCAAGAACCGGGCCGAGGCCCGACAGAACCGACACAUCGACCUGCAGUUCAACUACGCCCCGAGGAACCAGCAGCGGAGGAACGAUGGUCUGGUGACGGGAGACGACUACGAGGAGGUACGACACAACCGAGGAGGACGAGGGAGGCCUCAGGGAGGACAGAAGAGCUGGAGGUACUCGAGAGAGGAGGAGGACCGACAGGUGGAGGCAGCUCUGAGGGCGUCCAUGAUUAAGCACAGGCAGGAGGAGAGAGCGUCGCUGCAGGAGAGGAGCGCUCCCAAACACAUCAGGACCGAGAGAACCGAGAGAACCGAGAGAACCGAGAGAACCGAGAGGGCCGAGAGAACCGAGAGGGCCGAGAGGACUGAGAGAACCGAGAGAACCGAGAGAACCGAGAGAACCGAGAGAACCGAGAAAGACGGACGACGUGUUGUCCUCAUGCAGUCUGUCCUGUUGUCCUCAUGCUGUCUGACGUGUUGUCCUCAUGCAGUCUGUCCUGUUGUCCUCAUGCUGUCUGACUGUUGUCCUCAUGCUGUCUGUCCUGUUGCUGAAGGUUUUUAUUGGUGUGUUCUGUGCAGGGUGAAACCAGCUCCUCCUCCAGCAGCUACAGCCGCUCUGAAGGAGGACGACUUCCCGAGUCUGUCCACCGCUGCAGCUCCGACCACCAUGACGCCGGCGUACUCCGCCCCCCCGAGGAAGACGUCCUCUUUCCAGGAAGAAGACUUCCCCGCUCUGGUCUCCAGAAUAAAACCCCACAGACCUGCAGCAGACGCCGCCUCCAGAUCCGCUUGGUCCAACCACACUCCUGCAGCCAAACCCGCCGCUCAGCCUCCUCCCUCCUCCAGACCUCCACCUCCCCUCUCCUCCUCCGGCCCCCAGCUCCUCUCCUCCUCCACCACCUCCUCUUCCCGGAGGAGGAAGAAAGUCGGGGAGAAAGCGGCGUCCAGUCGUUCUCCUCCUCUGUCCGAUGAUGACGGAGGAGGACUGACGCAGCAGGAGUUCCGCUCGGUGCCCAACUUGUUGGACAUCUCCUCCCUUCUCACCGGGAAGGGAGGCAACAAAAAACCCUCCCCCUCCACCCCCAGCUGCUCGGCCCCGCCCCCCAGCGCCGACCCCCCUGCCUCUAAAACCAGCAAGAAGAAGAAACAGAAGAACACAGCUGCUGCCUCCGCGUCUGCAUCGUCGCCAUCGCCGGGGAAUUCCCUCUCAGUGGAGACGGCAGCGCAGAAGGAGAACGUCCCUGAGAAAACGUGGAACAAACCGCCGCCCAGCGCCGCCACGGCGCCACCUACAGGCACACUGGCUAACGGCUACGCGGAGAAACCACCAGCCGUUAGCAAAGAGAGCGCUGUGGUUAACCCUCAUCCCAACACAGAGCCAACACUCGAACAAGAGGAAGAGUUUCCUGCCCUCACAACCAAGAAACCUCCCCCAGGCUUCAAGACGUCUUUCCCAGUGAAGUCCUCCACUCCUCCUCCCCCCGCCGCCGUCAUGCCUCCACCUCCUCCUGGUCUGGGCGUCUCCGGUCCUAAACCUCCGCCUGGUUUCACUGGAAUCCCCCUCAACAGCAACGUGGUGGAGCCUUCCCCCUCUGCAGCCAACCUGCCUCCGAAGGUGUCGAGCAGCGGUUACCUGGUUCCAGAGGACUUCCACCAGAGGAACCUGGAGCUGAUCCAGUCCAUCAGGAAGUACCUCCACAACGAUGAGUCCAAGUUCAACCAGUUCAAAAACUACUCUGCUCAGUUCAGACAGGGAGUGAUCUCGGCCGCUCAGUACCACCGCAGCUGCAAGGACCUGCUCGGAGACGACUUCAACCGCAUCUUCAACGAGCUGCUGGUCCUGCUGCCGGACACCGGGAAGCAGCAGGAGCUGCUGACGGCCCACGGAGACUGCAAGGCCCUGGAGAGGCAGUCGGGAGGAGGAAAGAAGAGCAGGAACAAGAAGAGCGCCUGGCAGACGCCGGCCUCGCCCGCCAACACGGCCGCCGAGCUCGACUGCCACGUGUGCCCCACCUGUAGACAGGUACUGGCCCCCAAAGACUUCAAUUCCCACAAGACCUUGCACAUCAGGGAGAGCGAGGAGUUCCCCUCCCUGCAGUCCAUCAGCCGAAUCAUCAGCUAGCCUCUCCACAGUCCGGCUGCUCCAUUAAAACACACAAUAAACAGUUACAGCGCCGUAUUUAUUUCACUGUAAUUUUAUUUACUAUCAGCUGACGUCGGCCGUUAAUUAUUGAGUCCUUAUCAGAAUCAGCAGAUUAUGUUUUAAUACUUUAAAAUGAGUUCUUAUUAAAGUCAGAGCGGCGUCUCAGGACCCUGAGCUCAGAGAGAACGAACUGUAGCGUCGGUUCAACCAUCAAACAGCAGCUUUAGUCUGUGUCCAAUAAAAUUCAUGUUCCCGUUCA
Mugil cephalus (flathead mullet) is the source of this 3229-nucleotide messenger RNA. RefSeq names its product zinc finger protein 598 (gene znf598). Gene Ontology annotation, biological process: rescue of stalled cytosolic ribosome; protein ubiquitination. Bases 67 to 2949 code for a protein of 960 amino acids. The record is from RefSeq and is a predicted model, not a curated record. The transcript has 11 exons. Gene Ontology annotation, molecular function: ribosome binding; ubiquitin protein ligase activity. NCBI's taxonomy places the organism in Eukaryota, Metazoa, Chordata, Actinopteri, Mugiliformes, Mugilidae.